This is a messenger RNA of Diversispora eburnea, 155 nucleotides long. Lineage: Eukaryota; Fungi; Glomeromycota; Glomeromycetes; Diversisporales; Diversisporaceae. The record is from the annotation of a GenBank genome assembly.
AUGACUGACAUUGAAGUGCAACUUGAUACAAUUACAGGGAUUCCUUCACAAAAUGAUAAAACGACCGAAUAUCGUUCUUUACUUGAUUCAAUACUCACUUCCUCGGCGGAUGAAACAGUUUUAGCGAAUAACUUGGAAAAAUUUGAUAAGAACAA